This is a messenger RNA of Paecilomyces variotii, 1987 nucleotides long. RefSeq lists its product as hypothetical. Gene Ontology annotation, biological process: fatty acid metabolic process. The record is from RefSeq and is a predicted model, not a curated record. NCBI's taxonomy places the organism in Eukaryota, Fungi, Ascomycota, Eurotiomycetes, Eurotiales, Thermoascaceae. Bases 383 to 1987 code for a protein of 534 amino acids. Gene Ontology annotation, molecular function: medium-chain fatty acid-CoA ligase activity. The transcript has 4 exons.
CGUCCGCUGGCUAACUAUCUUCUCAUCAACGCGGGGUAAGCGCGGGGCUUAAGUAUGGAAUUUGGAAUGGCUCAAGUUAACGCAUUAUCCAAGCCACAAGCGAGCGCCUCCAGGUCCAAAUGACUAGCCAGGGAUUAAUACGCGCUGCUGAUAUGCCUGGAGGCCUGCGUACUCCUCGUUGCAGAGAAGGUAGCAUCGGUUAAGAGAUGAUGCGAUGAUCGCCGUUCUACCGAGCCUCCACGAGCCUGCGCCGCGAUAUCUCCGCGCGUCGGAUUUCUCUCUUUGGAGUUGGCAACAUAAGCUACGAGCUGUAGAAGCAGUCAUCUUAAUUUAAUUAUUUCCUGUAGAUUUUGCAGUCGAACACAAGCAUUGACAACUCAGCAUGGCCACUGUGGAAGAUUUAUCCUCGAUCCCGUCUCUGCCUCUAUUUGCUGCGGCAGAAAAGCUGGCAAAGGAGAGUCCCGACAAGAUCGCGAUUAUCGACAAGGCCAAGGGUGAAAGCUUCACGUACCGCCAGCUACUGGCAGACACAGCGGGAUUGAAGAAGCUCAUCUUGGAAAAAUUGGACCUCCAGUCUUCUGGCGAUUUGGAAGAGCGCAGGAUUGCUUUCCUCGUUCCCAAUGGCUAUGAUUACGUCGUCACCCAAUGGGCAGUAUGGGCCGCAGGGGGCAUCAGCGUGCCAUUGUGCACCUCGCACCCGGUCAAGGAAUGGCUAUAUACCAUAGGAGAUUCGGAUCCGUCGUUGAUUAUCACCCAUCCUUCCUUUGAAAAGGCCGCAGCGGCCCUCCAAGAAGAGGUAAAGAAUAUCGCAUUCAUAACCCUGACUCCUUUCUCGGCAGCGAAUGCUACCACCGUCUCGUUGCCAUCAUUGAAGCCUUCGCUGCCAUUAUCCAGAAGAGCGUUGAUGAUCUACACGUCUGGCACGACAUCGAGACCGAAAGGUUGUAUCACCACGCACAAGAACGUCACCUUCCAGGCAGAUUCCCUCGUUAAGGCGUGGAAAUACACUUCUGAAGACCAACUAAUCCAUGUGCUUCCGCUUCACCACGUCCAUGGCAUCGUUAACGGCCUCGUGGCCAGUUUUCUCAGCGGCGCAACAGUUGAGAUGUACCCUAAGUUUGAUGCCGCAACGAUCUGGAAGCGCUGGCAGGAGAAAGGAUCGACGAUGUUCUUCGGAGUCCCUACUAUUUAUUCUAGACUGAUCGAACAUUUUGACACCCAUAUCAGGGGUACAGAAGCAGAAUCCACCGCUCGUGAAGGCGCCAAAGCCUUGCGCCUGCUCGUCAGCGGCUCUGCAGCCCUGCCCACCCCGACGAAGGCCAGGUUCGCCGAGAUUACAGGCCAGGUACUUCUGGAGCGUUACGGUAUGACUGAGAUCGGAAUGGCCAUCAGCUGCGGGCUAGAAAUCGACUCGAGAAUCGAUGGCAGUGUUGGCUGGCCUCUUCCGGGCGUCCAGAUCAGGUUGACAGACAAGGAAACGGGCGAAGUAAUCGAGGGUACCGACAAGGACGGCAUGAUUGAGGUCAAGGGGGAUAAUGUCUUUCUCGAAUACUGGCGACGGCCCGAAGCUACGUCCAAGGAGUUCAGCUCUGAUGGAUGGUUCAAGACAGGUGACGUCGCACGAAGAGAUGAACGCGGAGCAUACUUCAUCCAGGGCCGUGCGUCCGUGGAUAUUAUUAAAUCCGGAGGGUAUAAGAUCUCCGCCUUGGAAGUUGAACGUGAAAUGCUCAGUUUGGACUCGAUUCUCGAAGUUGCCGUUGUCGGGCUUCCAGAUGAGGAAUGGGGCCAGCGCGUGGCCGCUGUCGUAAAGCAGAAGCCAGGGACUCCACCUCUUGAACUGGAACCGCUGCGAGCCGAGCUGAAGAAGGAGAUGGCGCCAUACAAGAUUCCUACUGUCCUCAAGCUUGUCGACAAUAUCGAACGCAACGCAAUGGGUAAGGUCAACAAGAAGGACAUCCUGAAGAAGUAUUGGCCAGAGAAGGCUUGA